AUGCAAGGGAAAAGAAUCCUCAAAUCACUUGUAAACGGAGAGACAGAUGGUCUUUAUGAGGAUACGAAGGUAAGCUGAGCAAUUACGGACUUCAGUGCAGACUUGCAGUGUUUGCUAAAUUUAUUUAAGCUAUAAAAUUAUGGCAGCUUGAUUAACGACACUUUGUAGCCUAGUUAGCAAAGAUACUUACUCACUUUCAAAAACGUGUCCUUGAAUAACAAUCUAGUUCAUUUCAAAGCGAGCGUCUUGUUACACUCUUCAAUUGCAAGAAUCGCGCCGAUCCACAUGCGAAUGAGUAGGUCAUAGAAAUGAGAGUGAACUUCAACCUAAUAAAUUACACUUAUGUUAGACGUCUUUUUUGUCAAAAGCCUCUCAUUUUUCUUAACUCCAUGUUUCGAAUGGGGUAGCCUUGAUAUGUUUUUGUUAAUAUUGUUUUGUGGAAAUUGUAGAAUUAUCUUGGUCCACUGCAAUGUCCCCUAAAAAACAAAAAUGGCUGCCAAGCAGGAGGCAAAGCUACAGAGGAAACUGUUUCAAAGUACGCCAUUUUUUGUACCGAGUUCCUAAGGUGUGCUAUAGAGACCUUGAAAAAUGUGAAAGCCAAGGGAAAUGACCUUAUUGAGGUCACAGAUGCCUUGAAACUAGGUAAGAUGAACCAUGUGGACAUCUUCAGUUGUUGUUUAGGAGUAAGGUCUUUCAAAAUGGGACCAGCUGUAAAACCUUUUACUUGAAAAUGAGUUUUAUCUACGUAGGAAUAAAAAUUAACUUUCAUGUUAAAGAUUUACAACCUUCUUAUGGUCUGUGACGUACAUGUAUGUACUUAGAAAGUGGUCAGUUGUGACGCUGACAACCACAUAUUUGCCAGAAUAUUCAUACUACUAUAUGAAAGAAGAUCAUCGCAGUUAUAGUCACAACUUUUGGAGUUGCAAAAAAGGCAGCCUGAAAAAAUUCAGGCUUGUACGGGAUUCGAACCCUUGACCUCUGCGAUACCAGUGCAGCGCUCUACCAAUUAAGCUAACAAGCCAACUGGGAGCAGAUCGUUGAAUUGGUUUGUAAUAAACCCAUGAAAGGAUGAUGAUGAAGUUGUGAAUACAGUCGAACCCCACUAUUUCGAAGUCCCAAGGGAAAUGGAAAAAAAGUUCGAAAUAGCGGGGUUUCAAAAUAACCGGGGAAGCGUAAAAUUCGUAACAAUGAAUCAUUUUUUAAUAACAUAUAGCCUGCGAAAACAUCCGUUUUUCCUCGCUCUUUGCCGCUGGGGAGCGAAACUUCCCCAGCGGCGAAGAGCGAGGAGAAAGGGAUGUUUUCGCAGGCUAAAUAAAGUGCAAUACAGUAUGAAAAAAGACACUGAUUAAAUAUGUCGAAUGAUCAGAAUAGGGACAGCAGAGUUCAUACAUGAGUAUUUCAGCCGGAAGAACAGUUCACUAACAGUGCAUCUUGUUUUGUAAUUGAAUACACAGCUGGAAUCUCUUAGCGGGACACUGCAUGUGAGUGAAGCAUUGUUAAGUCAUUAAUUACGCAACCCGAGCUCAAAUACAAUGCAAUACGUUUCCAGCUGUGCUCUUAUGUAUGUAGUCUGUUUUUGACAAGUUCGAAAUAACGGGGUUGAUUUAAGGGGUAGGGAAAGAACAAUGAGUUCGAAAUAGCGGGGAAUUCGAAAUAACCGAGUUCGAAAUAGCUGAUAGAAAAUGACUGAAAACAUAAGGGUAAAUCCAAGGGAAUUCGAUCUUCCUUCGAAAUAGCAGGGCUCGACUGUAUAUGAAAAUCAUAUAUGAGAACUGUGGAGUGAAGGUUAUCAUAUGAAAGAAGAUUAUUGCAGUUACAGAUGCAACUUUUGCUUUUAAUCUCUGGUACAUACAACACGUUUCACAAUGGAAGGUAAUAGCAUUUUUAAUGUGAUGCAAGCAGGGCACAACAUACAAAGUGCUGUGUGAUAAUCCAGGGCCAGUAAGGCUUAAAUAUGGGUUAAAUAUAAGUUGUCCAAUGAGCAAGCCACAUUUGUUUUAAGUGUGAGACUAACUGAGGGCUAAAAACUAAGUUACAUGUAACUUGCAAAUUGUUUUGUUCAUAUUUCAGUGGGGACACUUCUCAACAACACUUUAUCACUCCAUCAUGGAAACUACCUGAAGUUUAUCCCUUCAGUAGAUCAGCUUGGCAAAACAUUUUACUUUAUUUUUGCUCGGCUAAUUGCUAAGGCACAGUUUGAAAGGGCUCUCGAUCGUCCUAAUGACCUAUAUAAAUUCAUCCAGCUUCUUAAGGCAUGGAAGAGCUAUGACAGUGAAAAGAUGGACAAGGAAAUUCAACCGGGGGGGGUUACUCCCUUAUAAGGGCUUAAUGGGGUCGUGCGGCCUGUCAGGGUGUGUUUUUCAGGAUUUUUGUCUUAAACAGGGUAUCGAAUUUAUCAUUUUUUGUCUUAAUCAGGGUAUCGAUUUAUCAAUUUUUGUCUUAAACAGGAUAUCUUUUCUUGGACGAUAAACAGCAAAAUUUUUACAAGCUCUAAUAUUAAUUAAUAUUGACUUCCGUUGACUUCAUCUGAUUUGUUACUUCAAGGA
This is a messenger RNA of Porites lobata, 2546 nucleotides long. NCBI's taxonomy places the organism in Eukaryota, Metazoa, Cnidaria, Anthozoa, Scleractinia, Poritidae. The record is from the annotation of a GenBank genome assembly.